This is a messenger RNA of Telopea speciosissima, 336 nucleotides long. RefSeq names its product protein trichome birefringence-like. NCBI's taxonomy places the organism in Eukaryota, Viridiplantae, Streptophyta, Magnoliopsida, Proteales, Proteaceae. The record is from RefSeq and is a predicted model, not a curated record. Gene Ontology annotation, molecular function: O-acetyltransferase activity. Bases 36 to 326 code for a protein of 96 amino acids. Gene Ontology annotation, cellular component: Golgi apparatus. The transcript has 3 exons.
UGACAUAGUUGAGAGAUCUUCUGAUAAAUACAAGAAUGCAGACAUCAUCGUCUUCAACAUGGGACACUGGUGGACUCAUGAGACCUUCAAAAGGAAAGGUCUAUUACCAAGAAGGUAGCCAUAUCUAUGAUGAGUUUAAUGUUGUUGAGGCGUUUCGAAGAGCUGUUACAACUUGGGCGAGAUGGGUUGAUGCCAUUGUAAAUUCUGAGAAGACCCUGGUUUUGUUCAGAGGCUAUUCUGCUUCCCAUUUCAGUGGUGGGCAGUGGAAUUCAGGUGGGCAAUGCGACCAUGAGACUGAACCCAUCAGGAACGAGACGUAUCUCUAGGCGUAUAUGG